AUGAAGAUCUUCUCGAGCCUCAUCGGCUUCUGCGCCGGCGCUGCCGCCAUUAGCGUCUCCUUUGAUUCCGGCUACGAUGAGCGUGAUCGCGGCCUCGACACCGUCAGCUGCAGCGACGGCAGCCACGGCCUUCUUACGCGCGGCUACACAACCCAGAGCUCCCUCCCAUCCUUCCCGCUUAUCGGCGGCACUUCCUUUAUCAACGGGUGGAACAGUGCAAGCUGCGGCUCCUGCUGGACCCUUACUUACAAUGGUAGCUCCAUCAACGUACUGGCUAUGGAUCACGCCACCGACGGCUUCAAUAUUGCGCGCGCCGCUAUGCAGAAACUUGCCGGCAGCGCCGGCGUCGCCAUGGGCCGCAUCGAAGCAACCUACACAGAGACGAAUGCGAGCGCGUGUGGAAUCUAG
Molecule: messenger RNA, 408 nt
Organism: Blumeria graminis f. sp. triticale
Lineage: Eukaryota; Fungi; Ascomycota; Leotiomycetes; Helotiales; Erysiphaceae
Source: the annotation of a GenBank genome assembly